Messenger RNA from Gavialis gangeticus (Gharial), 3678 nucleotides. It is a transcript of the gene PHF12, whose product is annotated as PHD finger protein 12. The record is from RefSeq and is a predicted model, not a curated record. The coding region runs from base 1 to 2877 and encodes 958 amino acids. Gene Ontology annotation, biological process: negative regulation of transcription by RNA polymerase II. Lineage: Eukaryota; Metazoa; Chordata; Crocodylia; Gavialidae. The transcript has 15 exons. Gene Ontology annotation, cellular component: nucleus; Sin3-type complex. Gene Ontology annotation, molecular function: transcription corepressor activity; protein binding.
AUGGGAAGCGGCCGCGCCACCAACCACGACAGCUGCGACAGCUGCAAGGAGGGCGGCGACCUGCUGUGCUGCGACCACUGCCCUGCCGCCUUCCACCUGCAGUGCUGUAACCCUCCACUGAGCGAGGAGAUGCUGCCUCCAGGGGAGUGGAUGUGUCAUCGUUGCACUGUGCGUCGAAAGAAGCGGGAGCAGAAGAAAGAGCUGGGGCAGGUAAAUGGAUUGGUGGACAAAGCUGGGAAAAGGACCACCUCCCCCACCAGUGACGGUGACCUAUUGGACAGGUCUAGCAGCAGCAUCAGGGCUGUCGCACAUACCAGGAUCUUGGAACGGAGAGCGAGCCGGCCUGGUACUCCCACCUCCAACGCCAGCACCGAGACCCCCCUUUCGGAGCAGAACGAUGUAGAUGAGGACAUAAUUGAUGUGGAUGAUGACUCUGCCAUUGCAGAAAUGGACUGCGGGCAGCCUCAGCUGAAGCGCCCCUUUGAGCUGCUUAUUGCUGCUGCCAUGGAAAGGAACCCAACGCAGUUCCAGUUGCCGAAUGAACUGACCUGCACCACCGCACUUCCAGGUACUAGUAAGAGGAGGAGAAAGGAGGAAACCACAGGAAAGAAUGUCAAGAAAGCACAACACGAGUUGGACCACAAUGGCUUGGUUCCCUUGCCAGUGAAAGUCUGCUUCACGUGCAACAGGAGCUGCAGAGUGGCACCGCUCAUUCAGUGUGAUUACUGCCCGCUCCUGUUCCACAUGGAUUGCUUGGAGCCCCCGCUAACUGCUAUGCCCCUAGGCAGGUGGAUGUGCCCAAAUCACAUUGAGCAUGUGGUGCUGAACCAGAAGAACAUGACCUUGAGUAACCGGUGCCGAGUGUUUGACCGGUUCCAAGACACCAUUUCUCAGCAUGUUGUCAAGGUGGAUUUCCUGAACCGAAUCCACAAGAAGCACCCUCCCAACCGCAGGGUUCUUCAGUCGGUGAAAAGAAAAGGUUUGAAGGUUCCAGAUGCUAUCAAAUCCCAGUACCAGUUUCCACCCCCCUUGCUUGCGCCUGCAGCAAUUCGGGAUGGUGAGCUGAUCUGUAAUGGGGUCCCCGAGGAAUCCUCACAGAAGCACCUUCUGAACACUGAGCACUUAGCCAGCCAGUCAGAACAGCAAGAGUGGCUCUGUAGUGUUGUUGCACUCCAGUGCAGCAUAUUGAAACAUUUAUCUGCUAAGCAGAUGACUUCGCUUUGGGACUCUGAACAGACAGAGAAGGCUGAUAUUAAGCCUGUUAUUGUGGCAGAUGGCUCGAUCACCAACCCUUACCAGGCAGCUGACAAGGCACCCACACCUUCCCUUUAUUCCAUGUCGUGCACCUCAGGGAUUACCACCCAGAAUUCCUUGAGCUCCUCACAAUCCCAGCAGACUGUACCACAGGAAGAGAUCAACUGUAGCUCUUGUCUGGAUAAACCCAAGAAAGGAUCUUCUUGCGGGACUUCUAAUGGGCCCACAGCCUCCGAAGUGAAAGUAAACGGUCCUCAUUUCUGCGGUGUUUCCUCUGAGCCCUCUGCACAGCUGACUGACUCCCAGAGGCUAAUUGGACCAGGUAACACGAUCCCGGUUAUGUCUCCUCGGCAGACGUGGCCCAGGCCUCUUACGCCCCCAGCAGCGUGUGGACUUCUGAAUCACACGGCUGGAACCGUUGUGAAAACGGAGAACGUAGCAGGACCCAUUUCUUGUGCACAAAGGGGUACCGUGCCAGUCACGAGCCUGCCUGCUUCCCUACCGAGCUCUUGUGCCAGCCUAGAGACCACCAGCACUUUGCAAAGAAAGAACGUUCAGACGCAGAUAGGACCCCCGCUGGCUGCAGAACUGCGAUCCGCUGGUUCCCCUUUAACUGCCACUAGGGCUCUUACUCCUCCGCAGGCGACGGGAGAUGGAUCCACACACAGAUUCUGUUCACCAGCACCACCUUCAGACGGUAAGGUCAGUCCCAGCACCUUAUCCAUAGGAACCGCUUUAACUGCCCCCUCAUCGUUCACUUCAGGCUCUGCCGCUAUGAUGGACCUUACCAGUUCCCUGAAAGCAUUAAUGGAUGGUAAUGGUGAGAUUGAGAUAAAUAUGCUGGAUGAGCAGCUGAUCAAGUUUCUGGCCUUGCAGAGAAUACAUCAGCUCUUUCCUUCCAAAGCUCAGUCUAUAGCGGGCAGUGUCAGUUCCCAUCAGCCAGCUCCUAUGGGAAACCACAUUGAAGCGCAAAGGAAAGAGGUGCAAGCCCGGGCAGUGUUCUACCCACUGAUGGGCUUGGGGGGCGCAGUGAACAUGUGCUACAGGACGCUCUACAUCGGGACAGGAGCUGACAUGGACGUGUGCCUUACGAGCUAUGGUCACUGCAACUACGUGUCCGGCAAACAUGCCUGCAUAUUCUACGACGAGAACACGAAGCAUUACGAGCUGCUGAACUACAGCGAGCAUGGGACGACGGUGGACAACGUCCUGUACUCCUGCGACUUCUCGGAGAAGACAACGCCCACCCCCCCCAGCAGCAUUGUUGCCAAAGUGCAGAGCGUGAUAAGGCGCCACAAAAGCAGGAAGCAGGAAGAGGAGCCGCACGAAGAUGCUGCCGUGAUGAACUCGCAGGCGCAGGGGCAGCACCGCAAGCCCUGCAACUGCAAGGCCAGCAGCUCCAGCUUGAUUGGGGGUAGUGGGGCAGGCUGGGAGGGCACGGCCUUGCUCCAUCACGGCAGUUACAUCAAGCUGGGCUGCCUGCAGUUCGUCUUCAGCAUCACCGAGUUCGCGACCAAACAGCCCAAGGGGGAUGCGGCCUUAGCACAAGACACAGACUUGGAGGAGAAGCUCCCCCUGAAGCCCCACCAGGUGCCCGUGCUGCGCUCCAACUCCGUUCCCUAGGAGCCCGGGCCGGGGCCCUGCGCCGCGGCAGGGGCCUUGCCGGAGACUCUUGCAAUGCAAACAUGUACAAACCCUGCGGGGAUUUUCUACGCCGGCCCAGGAACCGUUCACGCCGUUUGCAUGAGAUGAAGAACGUUUCACUUUUUUUAAUUAUUUUCUUUUUUUGCUCAAGUUUUCGGGGCAUUUGCACAUAUAUUUGUACUAUACAUUUCAUUUUAAAAGGAAAACUGCAGCGAGGCGAGGAGCAGGGGCUGUGGCCCUGCCCGGCCCCCUCCGCCAGGCCCUUCCCGCGCAAUUGUAAAAUAAUCAGAAACUUGUUCUAUUUUGUGCCAGUGACAAUAGUUUUAUAUUAAAAGAGAAAAAUACAGUUUUCAUACAGCAAAUCUAUACAAUAUCAUUGUUUUAUUUAAUGUAAAGAAGCGCUAUACUCCCCCACAGGCCUCCUCCCCCCCACCCCCCUGCUGUGGUUGCACUACAAGUUGCUACUGUGUAUUAUGGGCAAUGAGAAACGAGUUCUUUUCCUGGCGUCCCCCCUCUCUUUGCAUAAGGAAAGUAUUGGAUUCUGUGUAAAUACAUCCGUGACGGCAUUUUUCAAUGUUUUUAAAGCUGUGUACAGUGCUCCAUGUGGGAUGACGUUGCCUCCGAUUUGUCUAUUGUAGCAGAUUGUCUGUCGUAAGCCUGUCUGUCUCUUCCGUUCGCCCCGCCCCCGACAGCUAGCUCCGAUGUACAUAGUCAUUGUAAUGUUUUAGACUUUACAGAAACUUUCCUGUAUUCUGUAUAUAAAAAGCAAAAUACUUCCCA